This is a messenger RNA of Anopheles merus, 3836 nucleotides long. RefSeq names its product probable WRKY transcription factor protein 1. The record is from RefSeq and is a predicted model, not a curated record. NCBI's taxonomy places the organism in Eukaryota, Metazoa, Arthropoda, Insecta, Diptera, Culicidae. The transcript is spliced from 5 exons. The coding region runs from base 1195 to 2646 and encodes 483 amino acids.
ACAUACCAAAAAAAGCAUCAAUUAAUCGCGAGGUUCUGAUUUUGUGAAAAGUGUGAUUGCUCCUGUGCACCGACUAACGUCAGCACACGCAAAACUGCACUCGCUGUAGUGGUAGAAGAGCGAAAGCGAGAGAGAGGGAGAGAAAGAGAGAGCAUUCUAGUACAUCCCCCACUUCAGGGGCGAUGGGUGGAAAUAACUUUUUACCGUUCUUCACCGUCCACGGCGUUGGAAAAUGCGUCGCGCACGGCACCGCGACACCGCAUGGAGACGCCACAGCAUCAUCAUCAUCAUCAUCAACAUCAUCCCACGCCGGGGCGGUUCUUCUUCAAUGGCUUAGUGGUCGCGCUCGCUGACAGAGACUCACAAGUAGACUGUGUGUCAACCCGGCCGUAUUGCCACUCCACGCCAACUGCUUUUUUUUGGAUCGAAGCAGAGGGAAAUAGAGCUCUGGGAGAGAAGCUGUUUUAUUGCUAGCACCUGCUCAUUAGGGUAGCAAGAUCCUAGCAAUCGCUGAGGAACUGAGGUGAAAUCAUCAGCCUGCCAGUCAGUCAGUUCACUUCCAGAUCUUCUGUGUAACGGCCGCAGUGCUUUGUGUGUGUGUGUGUGUGUGAGGCUCAGUGGUGGAAAUCUGUACCAAAAAAUCAACCAGCGAAUUACGAUUUAACCUCCAUCCCCAGCAAAAGCAGGGAUCAGUUUGUCCAAAGUCACAUUGCCCCGUACCGUGCCAAUUCCCGUGCCGCAGUUAGUUCUCGCGAAGUAUCUCGGCACAUAGUCCAGCCGUUUCGUGUGGAAGUGGUGGCCGGCGGUGGUAGUUGGUGGUGGAAAUGGUGAAAUAGAAGCUCGUGCGAAGAUAUUUCUGUACCUUUUCCUGGGGCAGUGGGACUUGAGUUCCGUUGCGACCGAGUAAUCCAGGCAGCAACCCUGUCUCCCCCAACGUCGUUCCCUUGGCUUCGGCUUUUUUCACGCUGACUUUUGUGCAUGUGUGUGUGUGUGUGUGUCGCUGUCGGUUUUGCAAUUUUUUGAACAAACAUAUUGACCACAGCUGCCUCGAGCGCGCGCGCCACCAGUUCGAAGUGGAAAGUUCUAGAGUGAGAGAAGAAAAAAAACUCCUACCAACAGGUUGGUUCGCUUGCUGCAGUGUAAUCCAGUGUGCGGUGUCGGAGAAGAUCAGCAAACCCUGCCGUCGUCGUCACCAUGCCACCGUCCUACUGCUCGGUGAAAGGUUGCACCAACAGCCGGAGCCCCUGCUGCAGCUUGUACUGCUUCCCGAAGGAUGUUGUCAUCUGCAAGAAGUGGGUCGACUUUUGCAACCGGCCGGAGCUGUACAAGAAGUACGACGAGAACGGGCCGGAAUAUCUGUACAAAAGUUCCCGCAUCUGCUCGGACCACUUUCAGCCGGCGGACUUCAACAAUCCCAAUCUCUUCAGCCAAGGGCUCAAAAAAGGCUCGGUACCGUCCGUGAACCCGGCCAACUUGGAAGCGACAAAGCCACACGGUGGUAAUGGUGGAGGCAAUGGCAUCGGCAGUGGCGGCGGCGGCGGCGGUGGCGGCAGUGGCAGCAGCAAUGGCGCCGGCUCACCGAUCGAUGAGAAGCUCCUGUCGGCCGUGGCCUCGAUCCCGAACCUGCACACCAACCUGUCGCUCAUGAUGGCUGCCGUCGCGGCGGCCGCCACCCAGUCCGCCAGCCAGAACGCGAGCCAGCUGAGCAGUCUGACCGCCAGCCUGAAACGGUCCGCCUCGGCCAUGAGCGGGGGCAGCAUGGUGACAGCAAGCCAGGGGACGACAGCGUCCACGGCGACGCCCACCGCGACCACGCCCGUCUCCUCGUCGAAGCGCAACCGGGCCGUGCCGCCGCUGGCCGCACCAACCGGCGCCCUCGCCAACCUGAUCCAGCGCCAGCAGCAGAUCAAGGAGCAGCAGCUGAAGGAGCAGCAGCUAAAGGACCAGCAGCGGAAGGCGACCGCCCUGGCCGCGCUCGGGCUCGUGAACGGGCAGGUGUCCAUCACGCCCGCCAUCAUCGGUACGCCGCCGAGCAAUGGUAGCAGCAACAACAACAACCACCACCACAACAACAACAAUGGUGGGGCGAUCUCGCUCGUGACAACGAAAAAAUCUAGUGCCAACAACCAUAACAACAACAACAACAACAUCAACGUGAGCAACCAUAACCACAACCACCACCAGCAGAGCGGAAAGCUGAACAACAGCAGUAGCAGAGGGCGCUUGUUGGACCACAGCGAGUAUGGGCUGAACAUGGUCGACAUGGACAUGACCGCCGGAGAAUCGUCCGAAGGUGACUCGAGCUAUCAAAACUCGGCCGACGAGGACUACGCGUACCACCAGAAGCUGAAGGUCGCCAAGGUGGAGGCGGUCAUACCGCCGUCGCUCAAGUCGCAGCUGACCGUUACGCCUGCCGGUGCCGUAACCAACGCCAGUACAACGACCAUCAACAACAACAGCAUCCACAACGUGAACGCGAAUGGUGGCGGGCUGGUGGAGGAGCUCCACAUCGACUACAAGGAAAAGUACGAACAGACGCUGAAGGAGCUGUUCGCCUGCCGGAAGAUUGUGAAGAACCAGAACAAAGCGAUCCAGCAGCAGCAGAAGGAGAUCGAUUUCCUCAACCUGCUGCUGAAGGAGAAAUGAUCCGAAGUGGUGGCGGCGGUGGUGGUAGCGGAUCAUCACACCCGUAGCCCAAUCGCCGGUGCCGGCUGUACCGGAACCGAUGCCGGUGGCGUGCUGUUGGCGUGCUAGGACAAAGGAGCACGGUUGCAUUAUUCUAGUAAGUGUGUGUGUCCUCCCACCAUGGGGAAGGUUAGCAGUGUUACCAUGCAUGGCAUCAUGUGGGGCCGUCGGCGUCUGUUUUGGAAAGGGGAAAGUUUAGCGCGGGGGUGGUGAAUUCGUUAGUGUAAAAUAAAAAGUAGAAGGAGGAGUAGCAGCAGGAACAUUCCAUUUGCCACCUUUGCACCAACAAAACAGGCGAGGCGAGGUGAAUCCGCGUCUCUUCAACAACCACACUUUGUACAUAGAAGGGAAGGUUCUGAGUGCAUUUAGGUAGACAGAGGGGACACACACACACACACUGGCAGAACGCCAUGACACAGGACACGUUUUUUCUUUUGGUUCCAAGCCUCAACCCCAAGGUCGGCGACGGAUGGAGAUACUGUGGGAAGGUCCAAGCAAUCCGUUUUGGUAAUUUAACUUUCUAACUGAUAUAAAAGGGAUACGGGGGUGCGAAUAGUAAAGCAACAGGUUGGUCAGUAGAGAGCGAGAGAGAGCUAGUGAGAAAAGGACACGCAUAGAAAAAAUAGUCGCCAAAAUAGUGUGGUGGUAAGCUGUUGGAUGCGAAAGUGAACACGGCGGAAGUAACUGUAAUACAAAUAGCAGCAGCAGCAAGCAUUAUGUAUAGUUAAGUAAGAUAAGCUUAAGGCAUUUGGGAUUUCUAUCGGAUGUGUGUUUGUUUGUGUGUACGCAUAUUGUGUGUGUCUUGUUGGAACAAACACAUUUACAGACACGGACAGACCACUGCAAUUUCGGCUAGGUGUAAUAUUUAACAGGUGUGAUUGAAGAACAGUGUUGUGCAAUCAACACAGAGAAAGAGAGAGAGAGAGAGAGAGAGAGAGAGAGAGAAAGUAGGAAAAGUAGGGCUUAUAGUAAAAAAGAAAGUCAAUACACGAAAAAACAGGAAGAAAUAUUAUUUAAAAAUGAAAAAAAGAUGGGGUUUUUUUUUUGGAGGUAUGUAAGAGGUCACAUUACUGUCGCCACGGUUUCGGAUAGGAAAGGGUAGUAGAGGUAGUAGAGGUCGAAGAAGGAUUGUAUUUUGUGGUGGUCGUAUA